CACAAAUACACCUUGAGCCUCUCAAUCUUUGAGCCACUAAUACGCUUAGCAUGUCUGCAGUCGCAAGGUCGGCCAUUUGUAGAAAUGUGGGUUCCCUGGGGGUGUUGGGUGGUCGGAGGGUUUUCACACCGCUCCGCAAUGUGCCAUCCAGACCGAGCUGGAAGAUAAAAGAAGUCGAUGCGCCGGCGAAAGUUACACAUAGCAGAAUUCUCAGAUUUCAGAGUACGGUCGCCGAGUCAUCAACUUCCUCCGCAUCUUCAACACAAUCCACCGAGACAUCACAGAGUACCCCUCCCUCUGCGGACAACGUGAAGAAAUCAAGACCUAUACUCCGAACUCUCGUCUUCCUUUCCACAACAGCACUCUGCUUUGUAGCCGGAUUCACAAUGGCUGCCCAACCCACUGUCGCUGCAGGUGUCGAUACGGCACGCGCUGUGCUCAACCCCCCCACCGACGAAGAGACCCUCACCCUCUUCAACCCAGCCAGCGAAGAACUCGCCGAGAUCGAGAGACAAAUCUUCGCACACCCGCUCACCCGUUCUUUGCUCCAAGACGAGAAGUACAUCGCAUCGCGACCACACCUCAAGAUCCCCGAACAACUUCGCGCACAGAACCUGACUGGCGGAACAUUACUCGGUGCCGACAAGAUCGCCGUCCCUCCGUUGCAAUUCAGCACCGCAGAUGGCACAACCUAUUACUCUCUGCAGUAUCUAGGACCUGCGCUUUGCGGACAUCCUGGCAUCGUACAUGGUGGACUCCUUGCGACUUUGCUCGACGAAGGACUUGCACGAUGCUGUUUCCCCGCCCUGCCUAACAAAAUCGCGGUCACGGCGAGUUUGAAGGUCGAUUACAAGAGGCCCUGCAUGGCCGGUCAGAUCGUUGUCUUGAGGGCGGAAACAACAAAGGUUGAGGGCAGGAAAGCAUGGGUCACAGGUCGCAUUGAAACUCUUGCGGAUGAGAGCAAAGGCGAGAAGCCUGUGGUUCUGACAGAGGCCGAGGCGCUCUUCAUCGAGCCAAAAGGCGCUGAGAACAUGAAGAAGAUCGUCCCUACAUAAUUGAUUGUUACGAGCGUUUGUUUGGGAUUUGGGCGUUUUCAUGUUCGCAUUUUCAUGGGGUUACAAGUCCCCCUUUGACCACGUCUAGUCUUUGACGGAGUGUCAACUUUUAGACUGUAGACAUAUAUAUACAUAAUUAUCGCAGUUGCAUAUUGUUCAAGAC
Molecule: messenger RNA, 1218 nt
Organism: Aaosphaeria arxii CBS 175.79
Lineage: Eukaryota; Fungi; Ascomycota; Dothideomycetes; Pleosporales
Product: Thioesterase/thiol ester dehydrase-isomerase
Exons: 2
Coding region: 51-1055 (334 amino acids)
Source: RefSeq, a predicted model, not a curated record